Molecule: messenger RNA, 3521 nt
Organism: Periophthalmus magnuspinnatus
Lineage: Eukaryota; Metazoa; Chordata; Actinopteri; Gobiiformes; Gobiidae
Gene: evi5l
Product: ecotropic viral integration site 5 like
Exons: 19
Coding region: 403-2886 (827 amino acids)
Source: RefSeq, a predicted model, not a curated record
AUUUGUAAUGAUUGAUGUGGCCAUGUAAGCGUCAUUGUGCUCGUACGCGGUACCAGCGUCCGUCUCUGUGCAGGUUGUGUCUGUUUUCCCGUAGACACCGCGUCUCUCUGCGCCUGCGGAGCGGUGCGCUCGGAGGAGGCUCGAGGAGGAGGCUCGAGGAGGAGGAGGCUUGAGGAUGGCACAGCGCUGGACGGUCUCUGAAAAGCUCCUCGGUGGAACAUUAAGAUUUUAAGUAGCCGAUUCCAAACAUCUUGACCCUGGAUGCUGAAGGGAGCGUGACGGGCACAGCUUUAGGAGCAUGAACAGGAGGAGCUGGUUAGAAGCGCUUUGAUCUAAUUGGCUCUGAGGCCCCCUGCUGGUUGAUCAGGAAAUAGCAGGGCCAGAGGACAGUGAGAGUGAACCAUGUCUAUUGCCAGUAACAGCCCUGAGAAAGACGGUUCAAUGGCUCAGCUGGAGUGCCCGUCCUCCCCCGCAAGCAUGGACCCUGACCCCUCCACAGGCAGCCCCGUGCUCAGCCCUGACUCAUCUUCCCAUGAUGCUGUGCUCUCAGCUCCAGCCGUGUCUCCUGCAGACUCCGAGAACCUCAGUCCAGACGAGCUAGAGUUGCUGGCCAAAUUGGAGGAGCAAAACAGGUUGUUAGAAGCUGACUCCAAAUCCAUGCGGUCCAUGAGCGGCUCGCGACGCAACAGCGGCUCCUCCCUCGUGUCCAGCUCCUCAGCCUCCUCAAACCUGUCCCAUCUGGAGGAGGACACCUGGAUCCUGUGGGGACGCAUAGUCAACGAGUGGGAGGAGUGGAGACGCAAGAAAGACAAGCUCCUAAAGGAGCUGAUCAGGAAGGGCAUCCCUCACCAUUUCCGCGCCAUCGUGUGGCAGUUGCUGGGUAAUGCCACGGACAUGCCAGUGAAGAACCAGUACUCUGAGCUGCUCAAGAUGUCGUCUCCAUGUGAGAAACUGAUCCGCAGAGAUAUUGCUCGCACGUAUCCAGAGCAUGAGUUCUUCAAAGGCCAGGACAGUCUGGGUCAGGAAGUCCUGUUCAACGUCAUGAAGGCGUACUCCCUCGUUGAUCGAGAGGUGGGCUAUUGUCAGGGCAGUGCGUUCAUUGUGGGGCUGCUGCUGAUGCAAAUGCCCGAGGAGGAAGCGUUUUGCGUGUCUGUGCGUCUGAUGCAGGAGUAUCGUCUGAGGGAGUUGUUCAAACCCAGCAUGGCUGAACUGGGCCUGUGCAUCUACCAGUUUGAGUAUCUACUGCAGGAGCAGCUCCCAGAACUAAACAUACACUUUAAGUCCCAGAGUUUCCACACGUCCAUGUACGCGUCGUCAUGGUUUCUGACCCUCUUCCUCACCUUCCUCCCUCUUCCUGUGGCGACGCGCAUUUUUGAUAUUUUCAUGUAUGAGGGCCUGGAGAUAAUUUUCCGAGUUGGCCUGGCCAUUCUACAGUACAACCAGACUGACCUCAUUCAGCUGGACAUGGAGGGAAUGUCCCAGCAUUUCCAAAAAGUGAUCCCACACCAGUUUGACAGCUGCCCUGACAAGCUGAUCCUCAGGGCCUACCAGGUCAAAUACAACCCCAAGAGAAUGAAGAAGUUGGAGAAAGAAUAUACCACUAUAAAGAACAAAGAAAUGGAGGAACAAAUCGAGAUAAAGCGUUUACGCACGGAGAAUCGUCUCCUGAAGCAGAGAAUCGAAACACUGGAAAAGGGUCAGGUGACGCGGGCGCAGGAGGCCGAGGAGAACUACGUCAUUAAACGGGAGCUGGCGGUGGUACGGCAGCAGUGCACGGCUGCCAGCGAGAGCCUGGAGCGAGCCCAGGACACGAUCAGAGAGCUACAGCAGCAGAAGUACACAGAGGAGUUUGUGAGCGACUUGCAGGCGCAGCUGGAGCAGUCGCGCCUACACGAGGCUGAGCUGUUGGGGGCUCUGAAGGAGAUGCAGGACAAAAUCCUUGACCUGGAGAAGAAGAACAGCUGUCUGCCCGAUGAGAACAACAUGGCCGCUCUGCAGGAAGAGGUGAAACAGAUGAAGCUGAGAGAGCUGGAGACACUGAGUUCAUUCAGAGAAAUGCAGGACACAGUGACAGACCUGAACCAGCGCUGGCAGCUCCACAUGUCCCGCGGGAGCAGCCAUUGGAAAGAGUCUCCAAAGAAGAACGCCAUGAAUGAGCUGCAGGACAAACUGAUGAGCAUCCGUCUGAGAGAGGCCCAGGCCCAGGCCGAGCUCCGGGAGGUCAGGCUCAAGGUGCUACAGCUGGAAAGCCAGAGUCAGAUCCACGGCAAACAGAUUGGUCGCCAUGAGCAGGAGCGCUCGGCCCUCCAGGACCGGCUCCAGAUGGCGUCCAAUCAGAACAAAGCUCUCCAGACGCAGCUCAGUGAGAUGAAGAGGAAACAGGCGGAGUUGGACUGCAAGAGUAAAGAGGAAGUGAUGGCGGUGAGGCUGAGAGAGGCCGACAGCAUGGCCGCCAUGGCCGAGCUCCGGCAGAAGAUUGCCGAGCUGGAGAUACAGAAAGAAGAAGGUCUGAUCCAGGGUCAGCUCAACCACUCUGACUCCAGACAGUACAUCAACCAGCUCCGGGACCAGAUCACGGAACUCAAAAACGAGAUUCGAAUAUUGCGUGGGCACAAGUCGACCUCUGGCAGCGGCACCACCAACUACCAGGACCUGACCAGCCCCACGUCUGCGGAGGGGGACUACCUGAGCUCGGACGAUGACCUCCUGCCCAGCCCUCUGCCCCCCAACGCCCUGUACCCCUCCCUGUCAGGCCAGUGUCACCCAACGGGCACCCUGGACAGCGAGGGCAGCACCGACAGCGAGGCAGAAGAGCGGCCGCAACCCAAUCCUCAGCAGAUCUACGGCACCAUGGUGUGUGCGGAGACCAUGGACGGAGUGAAUUAAAGGCCCUAUAUUACACAAAAUGGACUCGUGAGUUUUAAGUCGUGUUGUAAUGCUGUUCCCUCCUCAAAAACAGACAUGGAGCUGUGUUUUGUUUCAUUCACACAUGUUUGAGUAAUACUUUAUUAUUAGUCUGUCUAUAUCUCCAAAGCUCAAAAUGCUCUGUUCCACCUUGUGAUGUCAUUUUCAGCUUGAAAGAAGAAUUCAGCCUAAAGGUUUGUGUGUUAAACAUGUGUGAAUGAAACAAAACACAACUCCAGGUCUGUUUGUGAUGAGGAAACAACAUUAGAACAGAGACCAGAGAGUAGUGUAAUAUGGGUCUUUAAUGAAACAACGCAUUAUCUCAGCUGUUGGAUCCUGUGAUGAGUCUAUACUGUGCGGUUUUGUGUGAACUAAAAGAGCCACUAGACAGCCCCGUAUUUCUGCUCUCGCCGACCUCCACCCGAAAAUGCUCUUUAGUAGAAAACAUAUCCGAAUUUAGCUGCUGCUCACUGCGUUUCGUCAAACGUCAGACCUGAACCUGUGAUGAGGAGGUUAAUAUCAAACAGGAACGAAUGAGACUGGUGAACUGAACAUCGCGUGGCUCACCUUAGCUCAUUGGACUAUUUUUGAACGAUUUCAUUCUCACUUUUCAUCAC